Haliotis rubra (blacklip abalone) is the source of this 1848-nucleotide messenger RNA. RefSeq names its product sodium-dependent multivitamin transporter-like. Gene Ontology annotation, biological process: sodium ion transport; transmembrane transport. The coding region runs from base 217 to 1848 and encodes 543 amino acids. Gene Ontology annotation, molecular function: symporter activity. The record is from RefSeq and is a predicted model, not a curated record. Lineage: Eukaryota; Metazoa; Mollusca; Gastropoda; Lepetellida; Haliotidae. The transcript has 15 exons. Gene Ontology annotation, cellular component: membrane.
CCUUGCGAUGAAAUUACAGUCAAGCAUGUCGGUUUCUUGGCAAUGUUGAUUUAUUUAUCGUAGUGGAUAUCUUGGGAGGGUACUGUAAGUUCGUGUCAUUUAAAAAAAGUUACAUCUACCACAGUCUUGAACAAUCGCCAGCGACUUAAGGGAUGGCGUGAAUCCCCCUGGGUACCACGCAGGUAGCAGAGAACGUGACUAUCACAGAGAGACAAAAUGGAGGCGUCGUACAGCACCCAGACUGGAGAAACUAAGACCCUGGGGGUGGUGGACUUUGUUGUGUUUGCCAGCACACUUUCUGUCAUGUUAUUUAUUGGACUAUAUUUUGCAAUGAAAAGCAAGAAGGAUCACGAUCCAGCUGAAUAUCUGGUGGCAGGAAGAAGUAUGGGGGUACUUCCGGUAUCCUUGUCCUUGGCUGUGACGUUCCUUUCGGCCUUGACCUUGCUAGGACUUCCGGCAGAAAUCUACAACUACAACACGAUGUUCUGGUGGCUGGCUCUGGGGAUGGUGCUGGCAGUGGCGGGAGCUGCCCACGUGUUCAACCCUGUGCUGUACAACAUCGGGAUCACCAGCGUGUACGAGUAUAUCCACAUGAGAUACGGGAGAAGUGUCAGAGUGUUGGUAUCAUUCAGCUGGGUAAUCCAAACGAUGUCCUACAUGGGAACCGUGCUGUAUGCUCCUUCGCUUGCACUGAAAACAGUAAGCGGCAUGGAACUCUGGGUGUCCAUUGUGACGGUGGGAUGUCUGGUCACUCUGUAUACAUCACUGGGGGGCAUGAAGGCUGUUCUGUGGACGGACAGUUUCCAGGCAGUUCUCAUCCUCGUGGGCCUUCUGUCGGUCUUUAUACAAGGAUGUAUCACCAUCGGGGGAUUUGGACGGGCUUGGGACAUUGCAAGCGAAAACUCCAGAAUCUACUUUCAUGAUUUCAGCGUGGACCCGAGAACCCGUGCCUCCUUCUGGUCCGUGGUUGUUGGGGGCGGGAUAAUGUGGAUGUCCUACUACUCCGUCAGCCAGAGUCAGGUGCAGCGGUUCCUCGCCUGCCGAACGCUCAGGAAGGCCCAAAUAGCCAUGUGGUUCAGCGGGGUCCAGCUGGUCGUCAUUGUCAGUCUGUGUUGCCUGGUUGGGGUGGUUCUCUUCGCCUUCUACAAGGACUGUCAUCCCCUCCACUACAAUCUCAUCAGCAACACGGACGAGUUACUUCCUCUGUUUGUGAUGGACAUCUUGGGGCAUCUGCCGGGUCUACCUGGAAUCUUCCUGUCCUGUAUCUUCAGUGGCAGUCUCAGCACUCUCUCAUCCGGGAUGAAUGCUGUGUCGGCGGUGGUGCUACAGGACUACAUCCGACCUUUCUGCAGCUGUAACAUCAACAACUUCACAGCAACUGUCAUUACCAAGGCGACAACUGCAGUGUGUGGGGGUAUCAGUGUGGGACUAGCGUUCGCUGCAUCAAGGUUGGGGCCGCUGUUACAGCUCUCCUACGUGGCCUUCAGCGUCACGGACGGACCUGUGUUUGGAGUCUUCAUACUUGGAAUGUUCUUCCCUAGAGCCAAUAAAUGGGGAGCUCUCUGUGGCUACAUGGCGAGCAUCAGCAUCCUCAUGUGGAUUGCACUUGGAGCCCUCAUCCACAACAUCACCACGCCCGUGUCUCAGUUCUCUGUUCAGGGCUGCAACUGGAACGCUACCAACUCCACCAUGCCCACAGCCCCUACCGCCAACAACACCAUGUACGCCGAAGGGGACCACGGCCUCGGUAUCUACCACCUCUCCUUCGUCAACUACACAGCCACAGGGGCCUUCAUUUGCGUUUUCGUCGGCACAAUUGUCAGCCUCAUUACGGCUGAUACUCAGUAA